UCGCCAUCCUUGAGCACCUAACAAACAGGAGCGAGUCUAAACCAAACUCGUUAGCCGAAGUUGCAAUACACAUACUUCUAGCUGUGCUAGGACACGUCAUGGCAACCAUAAUUGCUGGUGCCAGUCCAGCCAUGCAAGAAGCAGCAAAGACGCCAACCGCCUCGCCGCCCCGCGCCACAGCCGCCUCGACAGCUUCGCCGGCUCGCUACCGGCCGUCGCCGUUGGUCAUAUUCAGCGCCUGCCUCGUCCUGAUCGGCGCCGGCGGGCCGCUCCUGCUGCGGGUCUACUUCGUCCACGGCGGGCAACGCCUGUGGCUCUCCGCGCUUCUUCAGAUCUCCGGCUGGCCGCUCCUCCUCCCACCCCUGUGCGUCUCCCUCUUUCGCGGUCGCCGCCACGGCAUCGCCAACCUCCUCCUCCCGCCGCGCCUCGUCGUCGCGGCCGCCGUGCUCGGCGGGUUCUACGCCGUGUCGUGCUACGUGUACGCGAUGGGUUCGCAGGCGCUGCCGCUGUCCACCUCGUCGCUGCUGCUCGCGACGCAGCUGGCCUUCACGGCGGUGUUCGCGUUCCUCUUCGUCGGACUCCGCUUCACGCCCUUCUCCGCCAACGCCGUCCUGCUGCUCAUCAUUGGCCCGGCAGUGCUUGGAGUCGGGCCGGGAGCCGGGAAGCCGGCGGGCGUGACAUCCAAGGCGUACUGGACCGGGUUCUGCGAGGGCAUCGCUGCAGCGGCGCUCGCCGGGCUCGUGCUGCCGCUCGUCGAGGUCUCCAUGGAGCGAUACGGACGCCGGACGGGACCCGCGGCGAGGGCGCCGCCUCCCUACUCCACGGUCAUGCAGAUGCAGGCCGUGAUGGGAGCCGCCGGCACGCUGGUGUGCCUGCUCGGCAUGGCCAUCAAGAGCGACUUCGGAGCGCUGCGAAGCGAGGCGGCAGCUUUCGGGCUCGGCGAGACCAAAUACUACCUGGUGCUCGUGUGGGACGCCGUGUCAUGGCAGCUGCUCAACCUCGGCAUCAUGGGGCUCAUCACCUGCGCCUCCUCGCUUCUCGCCGGCAUCAUGAUCGCCGUGCUCCUGCCGCUUUCCCAGAUCCUCGCCGUCCUCUUCCUCCACGAGAAAUUCGACGGGCCGAAGGGCAUCGCGCUCGUGCUCUCGCUCUGGGGCUUCGCCUCCUACAUGUACGGCGAGAAGGUCCAGCAGAAGAAGGCGGAGGCGCAGAAGAGCGAGUUGCUGCAGCAGCAGGUGGCGAGCAAAACCGAAGACAUCGAGCUGGCUGCCCCUUGAAUGCAAACAAGUUUUGUGUGCAGCUGUGUAUGUACUGGUGUAUAGUAAUUUUUUCUUGUUGCCUUUCAUACAUUGUGUACGUGAUUGUUUCAUUUUAGGUAGCACAAACAAGACAAAUUAAGUGCUAGUACGAUUCAGUUAAUAAACGUUACAAUUCAGAAAUGUUCAGUUCUUGCUGAUGAGUACAGUACAAUAUUGGCGCUGCUGCUAUUCAAAUGUGGGAGUAGAAAUCUUUUUCUGACUUCUGUCAUCGAACUUGUAACAGUGAAACUUUCAGAAAUUAUCAUCUCGAUCGAAGAGUAAA
This is a messenger RNA of Hordeum vulgare subsp. vulgare (domesticated barley), 1578 nucleotides long. Its product is annotated as purine permease 3-like. The coding region runs from base 99 to 1274 and encodes 391 amino acids. Gene Ontology annotation, cellular component: membrane. Gene Ontology annotation, molecular function: purine nucleoside transmembrane transporter activity. The transcript has a single exon. The record is from RefSeq and is a predicted model, not a curated record. NCBI's taxonomy places the organism in Eukaryota, Viridiplantae, Streptophyta, Magnoliopsida, Poales, Poaceae.